AAAAAAAAGUUUUAUGGGCGGAUGGAAGGGGCCGGGGCAGCUCCGGGGAAGGGAAGGGCUGGAGCUGAAGCGGCCGGCGGCCGAGAGGGGCGGCGGGCUGGGUGCGCCGCGGAGCCCGGCCCGAGAGUCCCCAGCAGCGUCCCGGGGCGCCGCCAUGACGCCUGAUCUGCUCAACUUCAAGAAGGGAUGGAUGUCGAUCUUGGAUGAGCCUGGAGAGUGGAAAAAGCAUUGGUUUGUGCUGACGGAUUCAAGCCUCAAAUAUUACAGAGACUCCACGGCUGAGGAGGCAGAUGAACUGGAUGGCGAGAUCGACCUGCGCUCCUGCACAGACGUCACGGAGUACGCAGUACAGCGUAACUAUGGCUUCCAGAUCCAUACCAAAGAUGCCGUUUAUACCUUGUCGGCCAUGACCUCGGGCAUCCGGAGGAACUGGAUUGAGGCUCUCAGGAAGACUGUGCGUCCAACUUCAGCCCCAGAUGUCACCAAGCUCUCAGACUGCAAUAAGGAAAACACGCUGCAUGGUUAUGGCACCCCGAAGGGCUCCCUGAAGAUAGGGGAGCAGCGGACAGGCUCUGAGGUCAUCGGCCGGGGUGGCUCUCGCAGAGCGGAUGGACCACGGCAGUCACUGGACUACGUGGAGCUCUCGCCAUUGACCCCGAGCUCCCCGCAGCGCGUGCGCACUCUGUCCCGCUCCACUCCCGAGCGCCCGACCAAACAGGAGGAUCUGGAGCGGGACCUGGCUCAGCGCUCUGAGGAAAGACGCAAGUGGUUCGAGUCCACGGACAGCAGGGCCCCGGAGACGCCCAGUGGGGAUGGGCCUCGCAGGGGCCUCGGUGCCCCCCUGACUGAUGACCAGCAGAGCCGGCUCAGCGAGGAGAUCGAAAAGAAGUGGCAGGAGCUGGAAAAGCUGCCCCUGCGGGAGAACAAGCGAGUGCCACUCACGGCCCUGCUCAACCAAGGCCACGGCGAGCGGCGGGGGCCCCCAAGUGACAGCCAUGAGGCCCUGGAGAAGGAGGUCCAGUCUCUCCGUGCCCAGCUGGAAGCAUGGCGUCUCCGAGGGGAAGCUCCUCAGAAUGCCUCCAGACCCCAGGAGGACAGCCAUGUCCCUCCAGGCUACAUCUCACAGGAAGCCUGCGAGCGCAGCCUGGCGGAGAUGGAGUCCUCACACCAGCAGGUGAUGGAGCAGCUGCAGCGGCACCAUGAGCGAGAGCUGCAGCGUCUGCAGCAAGAGAAGGAGUACCUGCUGGCCGAGGAGACGGCAGCCACAGCCUCGGCCAUUGAAGCCAUGAAGAAGGCCUAUCAAGAAGAGCUGAGCCGGGAACUGAGCAAAACACGGAGUCUCCAGCAGGGUCCGGACGGCCUUCGGAAGCAACACCAGCUGGACAUGGAGGCACUGAAACAGGAGCUGCAGGUGCUGUCCGAGAGGUACUCACAGAAGUGCCUGGAGAUCGGGGCCCUGACGCGGCAGGCAGAGGAGCGCGAGCACACCCUCCGGCGCUGCCAGCAGGAGGGCCAGGAGCUGCUGCGCCACAACCAGGAGCUGCACUCCCACCUGUCCCAGGAGAUCGACCGUCUGCGCAGCUUCAUCGCCUCGCAGGGCACCAGCACCAGCUGCGGGCGCAGCUCUGAGAGGAGCUCCUGUGAGCUGGAGGUGCUGCUGCGAGUUAAGGAGAAUGAGCUCCAGUACUUGAAAAAGGAGGUGCAGUGCCUCCGUGAUGAGCUCCAAGUGAUGCACAAGGACAAGCGCUUCACGGGGAAGUACCAGGACGUGUAUGUGGAGCUGAACCACAUCAAGACCCGGUCGGAGCGCGAGAUCGAGCAGCUGAAGGAGCACUUACGCCUGGCCAUGGCUGCCCUGCAGGAGAAGGAGGCUGCGAGAAACAGCUUGGCUGAGUAGAGGUCCCUGUGGUCCAGCUCAGCUGAGGACCCUCCGGCCCCAGGGGACCAGCCACCCUCCUUCUCGGACAGAAGUCAGAAGCCAAGCUUUCUCCCCACCCUGGGUCACAUGUGCACUCACACCUCACACACACACACACACACACACACACACACACACACACACACGUACACACGCACAGACACACUGCGGAUCUGAGCUCGUCCCUCGCACUGGGUCUUACCUUGCACCUUCUUCAGGAUUUUAUAUGUGAAGAGAUUUUUAUAUAGAAUUUUUGCCUUUUUUUUUUUUUUUCUAAAACACUUUAAACUUCUUCAAAAGGCAAUUCUUGGUGGCAUGUACCUCUAGCACUGGCUCCUGUUCCCCUCCGGUGCCCUGCUUAGGCCUCCCUCCUACCCUGGGCAUCUCGCAAAGACCCUAGCAGGGCCAGAGUGAGUUGACCAGAGGGAAAAGGCCGGAGCAGCCCUCUCUUCCUGCCCUACCUCUACUAACUACUUCUGCCCUGGCCAGGUCCACACCCUGGCCUCUGGACUGGGGAACCACUGGACAGAGAGAGGAGUCCAUAGCUGUCCCACAGCUCCACUCCUCUGAGGGGCGCUGGGUGUGGACCACUAGCGCUACCCAUGAAGACACAUCUCUCCUGUUCCAUGAGUCACCCUAACUUAAUAAAACCUUCCAGCAGCUC
Molecule: messenger RNA, 2582 nt
Organism: Peromyscus eremicus (cactus mouse)
Lineage: Eukaryota; Metazoa; Chordata; Mammalia; Rodentia; Cricetidae
Gene: Triobp
Product: TRIO and F-actin binding protein
Exons: 14
Coding region: 14-1897 (627 amino acids)
Biological process (GO): actin filament organization; positive regulation of substrate adhesion-dependent cell spreading
Cellular component (GO): actin cytoskeleton
Molecular function (GO): actin filament binding
Source: RefSeq, a predicted model, not a curated record